UGUUUUCCAGCAGCAGCUUGACGCGUGAGUUCGGUAGGAGGAGACAAUCCAGAACCGUACGAGCUGAUUUCUACACUCAUAUCCGAUGCUGGAGAGGUUGCCUGCUGGUUCCGAUGAAAGAAGUAGUCGAGCGUAACUCGGGGUCCAUUUUCUAACUCGGGCUGUCAGCGCGUGCUCUCACAUGUGUUGACACAUCAUCAGAUUCUACACACACAUCCUGUCGGGCGGCUGAGGGAACUUACUGAGCGGCUCAGGCACCGAUUGUGAAAACAUAGCGGGAACGCGUAGAGGAAGAUGUUAAUGAAGGAGUACAGGAUAUGCAUGCCCCUCACAGUAGAGGAGUACCGGAUCGGCCAGCUGUACAUGAUCAGUAAACACAGCCAUGAGCAGAGUGAUCGAGGGGAAGGCGUGGAGGUGGUCCAAAAUGAACCGUUUGAAGACCCGAAUCAUGGCCAAGGACAGUUCACAGAGAAACGAGUCUACCUCAACAGUAAAUUACCCAGCUGGGCUCGAGCAGUGGUUCCUAAAAUCUUCUAUGUCACAGAGAAAGCAUGGAACUACUACCCAUACACCAUUACAGAAUACACUUGCUCCUUCCUGCCCAAGUUCUCCAUUCACAUAGAGACUAAAUAUGAGGACAACAAAGGAAGCAAUGACAAUAUCUUUGAAACGGAGCUGAAGGACCAGGAGAGGGAGGUGUGCUUCGUUGACAUUGCCUACGAUGAAAUCCCUGAGCGCUACUAUAAGGAGUCCGAGGACCUGCGAUAUUUCAAGUCGGAGAAGACAUCGAGAGGCGUGCUGCAGGAGGGAUGGAGGGACACGCAGGAGCCCAUCAUGUGCUCCUACAAACUGGUCACAGUCAAGUUUGAGGUGUGGGGUCUGCAGACGCGCGUGGAGCAGUUUGUACACAAGGUGGUUCGAGACGUGCUGCUGCUGGGACACAGGCAGGCGUUCGCUUGGGUUGACGAGUGGAUCGACAUGACAAUGGAUGAGGUGAGAGAGUUUGAGCGCACCAUCCAGGAGGCCACCAACCAGAAGAUUGGGGUGUUUCCCCCAUCGAUCUCCAUAAGUGAGAUGCCCCUGUCCUCCUGUGCCCUCACCGGUCCUGCAAGCGCCCCCUCAACUCCCAUGUGCACUGAUGCUCCAGAGUCUCUCUCGGUUCCCAAGGACCGUCCUCGCAAAAAGUCUGCUCCCGAAACCCUGACCCUACCUGACCCUGCUCCGAGUGCAGCUUCCCAGGGCUCUUCCUCCAACCAAUUAGCCAUGUCUAAUCACCUUCCGCCGUCCACGCCGCCUUCCAACUCUGACCCUGAUGAAGUGGGCGGCCAUUAAAACAGUGGAACGUCUUCCCUCCACCCUUGUCGCCCCUUCUUAACCUGUUGUCUUAUGAGCCCAAUGAGACCAAUCUUGCCUCCAAGCACCAGUGCCCUGACAUUCAAGUUCCUUAGCCAUAUUCAGGGAUUUACCAUAAUCCUAAACACAGCAUUCGUUUCCAGAAGUCCUCAUCCUGUCAUUAGGUCAGCUGUAGACUCACUGAGUCUAACCAGUAAACCUCCACCUCUUUUUUUACAAACAUGUUUAUAAAAAACCAAUAUCUUUUUCCUCACAUUCCUUUUGUAAAUCAAUAGUUUAUUUACUGUUUUCCUGGUUGUGUUCAAUCAAAUGAGCUGGCCAUGAUUUUUACCUGAUUUGUAAAGUAGUUGCCUUGACACCACAGAGCCACUGGAAACUAAGUGCAAGUAACAUGUACAAAUGAAAUAAUACCGUCCAUUUUAGUCUUUCAAUUGAUUGUGUUACGCUAGAAAUCGGCUUAAUGACUUGUGCUAGACUAGAGCGGUAGAGAGGCAGUCAUGUUGGAUCAGAUCCACUGGUUUUUAGUUGUUUAAACUGGCCUUUGGGUCAGACUAGACUUGCUCGUUUUGUUCCAAACUAUAAAGCUACAAGCGAUGCAAAUUCUGUACAAUCACUCCAAAACUUCACCUCAGGUCUCCCCAAACGUGCAUCUAGAUCACAAUCCAAAGGCAGGGAAGUUGCCAAACAUAUACCUCCACAGAAAUUAGAAAGCGGUAACAAUUGCAUGUUCUACACCAGUCUAAAACUUCAGAAUGUUUACAAAUCACAGGUAUUGAAAAUAUUGCUGUUGCGGCUGCAUUCACAGCUUUAAUAGCACUGAGAGGUUGGUGCAUAAAGAUAAAUGUUGCCUAAGCAAAUGCUGGACAUCUCCCAUUUUACAAAUGGGAUUCGCUUGAGUGAACUCGACAGGAUCUUGUGUUGGAACAAAAGGCCAGGAGAUUGUAGGCACAAGCUGAUUCUUGUGCACAGUCGAGUCAAUGCUGGAUCUGAAGAAAAGGGCACAUGUGUCAAGCUGACUUGAAUAUGUGCUUCGUUAGGGGCAUAGCAUUUGCAGAAGUACUAGCACUUAUGCUUUGCAAAGCUGGAGCUUUCAUAACAGAUUUACAACAUUUGUCUGUUUUCCUGGCUUGUAUUACAAGUUGGCAUCAAAACCCCUGAAGGAAAAACAAACCCAGUAAUAGACAAUUGUAUUCUUUCAUAGAAAACCCUCCUUUUCCAUUCAGUACUAUUCAAAGGAAUGGUUUAAUACGCUGCAUGGAAUGUUCACUACGUGUCUACAAAAUAUGAACUAGAUACGGUAUAUGGGUACACUGUGUUAAGCAAUGCAACUAUAUGAAGGAGAAAUGUUGAAUGCUUCCUUUUAGAAGUUUGAACUCAUUUUGUAAAGUUGGAAAAUGCUGAUUGUGACUGAAACUGACGCAUGCCCAGAGAAUCUACUGUAGGCCUAUAAACUCUUUAAACUCAGUGCCUCUGCAUGCUGAAGUCGCAUCGGCGUCGACCCAUGUGUAAACCAAAUUCUCUACAAUAGUUCAGGUACCAACUUUUCAAAUAUUUUUUUUUUGAUUGUUGGACAAUGGUUUACAAUCCAUACAGGUAAUCCGAUUACAUUAAUACUUGUGUUGCCUCAGCAUAGUGGCACUAAAGGGAUGUGGUUGGUGUGAGAGCUUAAAGGGAUAUUUCAGCCAGUUUUAAGGAUGGUUUUUGGUAAAAGAUUGAAUGACUUAAUAGAUGUGGAUACCUUCAUGAAUGACUUCAGCUUGGAUUAAUACAGUUUCUGAAAUAUUUACAUGAACACUGUUGACAUUGGACCAAUUUAUACUAUUUUGUCGUAGCAGCGUUAAAGCUAGCUCAUCAGUCCUGUAGAGCUUUAACUCCAUUUCUCUAAACUAAGGCUAUUCAGGAAGCCAUUUUAAAGUAAAGCUCAUUAAAAAGGCUGAAAUAUUUCUUGAAAUUUCAGCUUGCAGUCAGUUUCACUGCUUUAGUUGCAUUCCUCUGUGUUUAUUUUUGGUUUAGACUCCCUAAACAUUACCUUGUUUAUCAAACUAUAAGACAGAGGUCCAUUUCUGGAAGAAGGUUUACUUACAUUAAAUUCUCUUGUGUAGCUUUUUAAAUUAGCCCUUUAUCUUUUUUUUCUCCUUCCUGCUUUCGUCUUCGGUCCUCUACUGUUGCUUCAGCUUCACGUUGAUUCUUUAAAGCUUGUGUGCUUUCACUGCGGGGGGGGGGGGGGGGGGGGGGGGUUGGAGACGUAGAGGGGUGCAACGUAAACAUCACAUUACACAUUCAAGCUUUUUAAGUAAUGGGGCUAACUUAAUGCGUUUUGGGAAAUACCUUAUUUUCCGUUUUGAUCUUUUUGGAUUAUAAACAUUACAGCAUUAGCACUUUCCAGUCUUUGACACCUUAAAUGACAAUAAAGGAAUGUGUUUACUUUAUCCUUGGGUUUAUUUGACCAAAACUUUAAAAGUGAAGCUCAAACAGAAGGUCUUCAGUGCUUUUGCCAUAGUUCCAAUAAUUUGCGCAGCUUUUCACUUACAUUUCUUUCAAAAUAAAUCAAAACCGUAGCUUCUUAGCUGUUACAGUAAAUUUUGUCUUUGUGUUUUAAAGAGGAAAAUGCUAUUAACCAGCUAUCAUCCCUCUGCUAGUGUCUGUACACUUACCAGUCUGGUACUGACCACCUCCUUCGUCAGGAACGCAGCAAUCCAGGGACACGUUUGAUCCACCGUGGGCUAUUAUUAAAUAUCAGCUCUGUUUAAAAGAGUAGCACAAUAGCUGUUGUAAAUACUGCUGUUAAUAAUUGUAGAUUUCUUACAUUGAGCCUGUUCCAAGUUUCAUUACUGAUGUGCCAUGAAUGUGGUCUGAGAUUUAAAAAUGGACGAGAAGGAUUUUUUUUUGUGUGUGUGUAUGUGAUGGUUCAAUCUGGAAGCUGACUUAAUGUGUUUUUAAUCAAUGAAGUUGUUACUUAAUGAGCGUAUUGAAUUCAGUUACGUUUAUUCUCAUUUCAAUAUGAAGAUUCAUUGUAGUUGUGCACUUUUUUUUGUUGCUCUCCAGCUGUUUCUGACUAACCCUGCAGGGGCAAACUGAUUUUCUGAGUUGUGAAGCAGUUUGAGGCUUUGCAUUUUAGUGACGUGGCUGCUUCGAUGUUCACAUGCCAUGUUAAAUAGGAGGUGAUUCCGUUUUCUAGUAAAACCUGCUGUACUUUGAUUUCGUGAUUUAGCUGUUUUGCAUUUCACUCCUCUCCUCCUCCUCAUGCAGUUUGAAUUCAGCCAAGUGGUUUAGCCAUCUCCUGAAACCUGGGAUCUGUCUCAAUUAUCAGAAUCAGUGAUUUGCUGGUAGAUACGCCCGAGUUAAAACCUCUCUGAUGAUGUUCCGUAGGCUCGGUGAUGAAUCCAGCACUUUCUGCUUUGUGAUGCAGACCCCAGUGGUGCCAUUCUUGUUUAGCUGCUGGAAGUUGCUCUUUGUUCUUCCACUUUAAUGAUUAAUUAUGUUGUACUUAUUAUAUUUUUACUGACCUUUAAGGUUCACUUGGUUCUUUGUUGUAAUUAUUGUUUAAAGUUUUCUUAAACAGAUAAAUAAAAUUUGUUAGCUAUUGUGA
Nothobranchius furzeri (turquoise killifish) is the source of this 4942-nucleotide messenger RNA. RefSeq names its product phosphatidylinositol transfer protein cytoplasmic 1. Gene Ontology annotation, molecular function: phosphatidylinositol binding; phosphatidylinositol transfer activity. The record is from RefSeq and is a predicted model, not a curated record. Gene Ontology annotation, biological process: phospholipid transport. Gene Ontology annotation, cellular component: cytoplasm. NCBI's taxonomy places the organism in Eukaryota, Metazoa, Chordata, Actinopteri, Cyprinodontiformes, Nothobranchiidae.